Molecule: messenger RNA, 6933 nt
Organism: Lethenteron reissneri (Far Eastern brook lamprey)
Lineage: Eukaryota; Metazoa; Chordata; Hyperoartia; Petromyzontiformes; Petromyzontidae
Product: zinc finger protein 239-like
Biological process (GO): regulation of cytokine production; negative regulation of transcription by RNA polymerase II; regulation of immune system process
Cellular component (GO): nucleoplasm
Molecular function (GO): DNA-binding transcription repressor activity, RNA polymerase II-specific; RNA polymerase II cis-regulatory region sequence-specific DNA binding
Source: RefSeq, a predicted model, not a curated record
UCUGGGGUUCCGGCUCGCACGAGAGUCCGAACCACAGCGAGCAGCAGCAGCGUCAACAUCGCGAACAUCAACAACAUCAUCACUACCAUCAACAUCAUCACUACCAUCAACAACAUCACUACCAGCAUCACUAACAUCAACAACAUCAUCACUACCAUCAACAACAUCACUACCAUCAACAACAUCACUACCAGCAUCACUAACAUCAACAACAUCACUACCAUCAACAACAUCAUCACUACCAUCAACAACAUCACUACCAUCAACAACAUCACUACCAGCAUCACUAACAUCAACAACAUCACUACCAUCAACAACAUCAUCACUACCAUCAACAACAUCACUACCAUCAACAACAUCACUACCAGCAUCACUAACAUCAACAACAUCACUACCAUCAACAACAUCACUACCAGCAUCACUAACAUCAACAACAUCACUAACAUCAACAACAUCAUUAACAUCAACAACAUCACUACCAGCAUCACUAACAUCAACAACAUCAUCACUAACAUCAAUAACAGCAGCAGCGGCGCCAGCAGCGGCGUGAGCGUCAUGGAGCCUGAGGCAGUCGCUUAAACUGGAGGACGAGGGAUGCCACGUGGGCGUGGAGACCUGGGCUGGCUUGAAGCUGGAGGUCGAAGGUAGUGGUGGAGGCUUCCAGUGGGCCUGGGGCCAUGCUAGUCACCCCAUCUCUUGCUGUAGUUCUUCUCCUAGCAAGCAGCAGCACGUGUAGAAAAUUCUCUGGCAUGUGUCAUGAUGGGUACUACAAGAAACCUGACAGUCUCCGUCCGGUGCUCGCUGAGCUACAUUGACUUGUGGUUGCGGAACGAAUACAUUAUAAGGUCACGCUCAUUAGACACAGUGCUUGCCACAAAUGAACCACAAUAUCUUGCUGAUCUCAUCAAGGGGCAUAAACCAUCAUGCGCACUCCAGUCAUACUUGCAGCAACUUUUGGCUGGCCAUCAAACAAAGGUGAUCACCGCAUUGCGCGCUUUCGAAUGCACUUCUGCGGCCGUAUGGAAUGCUCCUCCUUCUGAUGUUAGGAAGCUACUGGAGCUGGGCACUUUUAAAUCAUCAUCUAGAUUGAAAACUCAGUCUAGAUGUGCCUCCACGUAGCUUCACACAUGGCAUUGGGAUGCUGCUGGAUCCUUCUGGAUGCCACCCACGCGCCUCAGUCUUUGUUCAGCCUGCAUACGCAUCUCACAUGUUAUCGUUAUAGGAGAACAGACUGCACAUAUGUUCGUGUGUGCAGUGGGAGCGAGUUUCAGACGGCUGCCGGUGAAGCCACAGAGAAAUGCCGCUUGGCCAGUACGGUCCUGGUUCUGGGCUCGAUGAGCCAUUUGUUAGAUUAAUGACUUUGUAGGAUGCGGCGAUUUUGCUGGGGUCAGUAGAGUACGGCUGAUGUAGAUGCAGAGCAACAAUUACAAUUUCACAUUCAUACUGCCGAGACAGGCAACCGCUGUCAGGAGCAGCGGAGUGUAUCGCUGUGUUGUCUCCUUCGUAUUUGUGGAUCGGAGGUUUCUCUGUGUGACGCAUGCCUCUGUGUCUGCGCGACGUGUGCCUCCUUGUCUGCAUGACGCGUGUCUGUGUGACGCGUGCCUCCGUGUUGCCAGCUCCGGUUCUCGGAGCGGGUGACUGUAAACCAGAGAUCGGUGACAUCAGAGUGAAGAUUGAACCGGACGAUGUGCCCGUUCUCAGAGCGGGUGACUUGAAGCAGGAGGUCGGCGACAUCAGAGUGAAGAUCGAACCGGACGAUGGUGGGGAGGGUGAGGAGGGACACUGGGCCUUCGCUCAGCCCUGCGCACAGCGGCUGGAGGUAGAGGUGAUUAUGGAUGACCCCUUUAAUGCAGGUGCACACGACGUGAAGGUCGAGCGUGACUGUAAAGCGAACAUGGACACAAGGACGUUUGUGGACGUCGAGGUGGUGGUGGAUCACAUCGGCCGCUGCGGAGGUGACGUGAAGGUGAAGCGCGAUGACGGAGAGGCAGACGUGAACACGAAGGCAAGGAUGGAUGUUGGGGCACCGGUGGAUGACAAUGGCCAUGGUCGACCUCCUCCAUCGGCUUGCGAGACGGCGUCAGGCACUCGCGUGGUCUCCGGGAGCGAGCGGAGGCCGGUGCUGCGCCCGUGCUCCGUGGUGCUGCGACUGCUGCGCACCGACGAAGGCCGCCGCACCGCGCCGCGCCCUCGCGGCGGCGCCGACGACAUCAUGGCCACGCAUGCUUGCGACCGCUGUCCGUACCGCGCGCGGAAGCGCCGGCAGCUCGUGGCGCACCUGCUUUCCCACACGGGCGAGAAGCCCUUCAAGUGUGCCGUGUGCAGCAAGUCGUUUGCAAGCCUCAGCAAUGUCAGGAAGCACCACGACACCGUCCACCUCGACCUGAGACCGUUCAAGUGCCCGCGUUGCGGCAAGUGCUUUACCUCCCGGACGUUCCUGCGGAUGCACAUGCUCAGGCACACGGGGGAGCGGCCUCAUGAGUGCGCGCGCUGCGGCAAGCUGUUCCGGCACAGGUCCUCGCUGGAUGUCCAUAAGCGCACGCACACGGGCGAGAAGCCCUUUGGGUGCGCCCAGUGCGGCAAGAUGUUCUCCCGGCGGCACCACCUCCGCCACCACGAGCUCACCCACACGGGUGAGAAGCCUUGCAAGUGCACACACUGCGGCCGCACGUUCUCCCACGCACACAACCUCAAGACCCACAUGCGCCUCCACACGGGGGAGAGGCCACACGCCUGCUCGUUCUGCAAGAAGACGUUUACCGAGACGGGCACCUUGAAGAAGCAUCUGCGCGUCCAUACGGGCGAGAAGCCCUUUCGCUGUUCGGAGUGCGGAAAGGCGUUCGCGCUGGCAACCAGCCGCAAUAUCCACGUGCGCAAGCACACAGGUGAGAAGCCCUACGGCUGCCCCGACUGCGACCGCGCGUUCCCCACGUGCAGUGCAAUGAGGAACCACCAGCGGAAGAUGCACAACAGGACGGAGGGAGCACCACGCGUGUGCUCAGUGCGGUAGGAAGUUAACAUGUCUGGGCCACCUCAACAUGCAUGAGCGCAGCCAGGAGCGGAACAAGAAGUGCCACUGCCCAUGACAGGAGAGCUGAGGUCGCGGUGCAGGGCGGCCGGUUUAGCGCUGCGCUUGGCCAGCUCACAGAGCCGUGGCGCAUCCACGAUCUGUUCACACUAACGUGCGGUCUCCAUUGAUAUCGUCACUUGUGUAUGACAUUAAUUACAUUCCCUAAAAUAAUAAAUGAAUCACACCUGCGGCAGAUAGCCCAUAGGUGUCCACUGCACAAUUCUUCAUUUUUCUUGGUUCUUUCGGUAAAGUCACGUAGACUUUACGAAAAGAACCAAGAAUAUGAAUCCCUGCAGUCACGAAAGCUUUAAAUCGAAAUUUUUUUUUUCAUUUGUUUCCACUUUCCUCUGUCUUGUGCCAAUAUGCUGAAGUCGUGCCACAUAUUUCUGGCACCAAUCCCUUAGGUUGUCGUCAAGCCAUUCUGUAUCAGGUCUUCCUCUCUUUCCACUUCCUUCCAUUUUUCUGAACAGCACAUUUAAAAUGUUCCUGUUUCCCAUCCUAUAUGUCUAAAUAGUGCCAGUUUCCUUCUCAUCACUGCCUGCAUCAUCAGGUCGGCGUCUUCUAUGUGCAUCCUUUUUCUUACUUCAACGUUGGUCACUCUUUGGAUCCAGCUUAGAUGCUGUUUCCUUCUGUAGCGAUACAUUUCAAAUGCCAAUGUCUCAACAAAAGCAUAAUAUUAACUAUAUCCGUAAGGGAGGAAAACAAGUGAGAAGAAACCGGGAAGAGGAAGACUGAAGGGACAAGGUAGGGGACUACCGAAUAUAAUGGAGAGACACUUCUACAGCAGAGCAGUCACCUCAACAGACAGGAGGUUGGGUUCAGAGAAAGAGGAAAAGACCAAAGGCCUUGGCAACUGGGGUCGGCUGGAGUAGCCGCACCACACGGGUGUCUGAAUAAACUCACGACGCAGUCCUUAAAGAGCCGCAUGCGGCUCCCGAGCCAUAGGCUCCCGACCCAUGCCCUAGCCACACUGCUCGCUAGAGCCAUCUUAGCACGGUCCUCAUGGAUAGGGGGGAGAAAAUCCUCGACGACUCCGGUAGGGAUCGAGGACUGAUUGCCUUCGUUUAAGGGCUGCUGCCCCCCCUCCCCACUGAUCCAUCAUCCUCCUGCGUUUGGUUCGUUCAUUCGUGUUUGAUUUUGUGUGUUGUGCUAGGCAUCACACACACACAAUACAAAGACAAAUAUCCCCUGUAUAAUGUGAACAGAUUGUUGGGGCAAGUGCUGUUUAGGGAGCAGCACCUAUGAAGGGCCUGCAUGGCAUACGAGAGGGUGGUGUCCAACACCACGCCCGGUCGCCACUGGGGAGUCGACCUAGGGCAGGAUACCCAAGACCGGUUAAGAUCAUCACCGGUGUUGGCCGUGAGUGGGAAUUGAACUCUGGUCGCCGGGUUCGUAUCGCAGCACGCAAACUGCUACACCACUGCUCCCCCACACUCUAUCACUGACAACACCCUCCCUCCUACCUGCCCCACCAGUCACACCCUCGCUCAAUCAACACGCAGUCGCCGAUUACUACCCCGUGAGUCACCGAACCUCCACGACACUCUACACCCUCACUCAUUUGCCUCUCCCAACAUUCCGUUGUGUCUCUUCCACUUAAUCAGAAUGUCCUUAAACUAGAGGGGAGAAAUCCGAUGAGCUGUAAAGCUCUCUUUCACACAUGUCCAGUAGGGGCACGGGGUCAGAAAGUUACAACAACAGUACACACAAACACGAUAGGAGUGCAAAAUAUAGGAAAGGUAAUCAAAUCACUUAAAAAAUAAACCAUUUGUAUUUUUCCAGGCAAGGCCCCAAUGAGCUGUUAGAUUAUUUUUUUUUUGCAAAAGCGACCUCACAAAUGAUAGCUCAACGAAGUGGCUUAUCACGUGGACAUUUGCAGCAGCAGCCAAAUACAUAUACAUAAUCUAAACGCACGUUUCAUUCUAUAAUGUGUGGGACCCUGAAGGUGUUAUUCUCCUACGUGUUACCCCUAAAAGUUAUCCCUCGUAUUACCCAUCACGUUGCCAAACCCAGCACCAUACGCUUCGCCUUACCACGUUUAUUUGUAUCAAUAAAAUACUUCCGGUUAACAAUGGUAAUCGGUAAAAGAGCUUAAAAUGUAAUUCUCAUCAGACCCCAUGGUGUAUGUAUGUACUUUAUGUUGAACUUAUUUCGUACCGUACCCAGCCAACCGUGCUAAUCGGAGGUGUGGCGGAAGAACAGCAAACUAAACACAAUCUUGAUUUCAAGCUUUCGUGAGUGCAGGAAUCCAUACUCUUUGGUUCUUUCGGUAAAGUCACGUAGGUAUAAAAUUUAAAAAAAUCACGACGUUUCAGGCGCAACAAUUGGGGCGUCCAUCAAAGCAAGCUUUCCCACCUGAUGAUGGACGCUUCAUGGACGCUUGUGUUACGCCCGAAACGUCGUUAUUUUUUUAUUUAUACCUACGUGACUUUAUCUUCUUGGUUCUUUCGGUAAAGUCACGUAGAAGGGAAGUAAUAAUAAGUAAUAAUAAUAAGUAAUAAUAAAAAUAAAACAUAUUAUGUUUUAUUUUUAUAAUUUUAUUACUUCCCUUCUACGUGACUUUACCGAAAGAACCAAGAAGAUGAAUCCCUGCAGUCACGAAAGCUUUAAAUCGAAAUUUAUACGUGACUUUACCGAAAGAACCAAAGAGUAUACAAACACAGGCAGUUCUAAAUAAAUAAGUUCUCAAUUUCGAUGAGUUUCAGGGCAAUAAACGGCUGUAAAGUAAAACAUGCUUUUAGAUUAUUUAUCCGCAACUAUACAUUUGCACAAGGCCAUAAUUAUAAUAUAUAUUGGGGGGACACAUGCACAAAAUGUCCCCCCCCCCCCCCCCCAAUAUAUUGCUAUAAAAAUUGUUAUUGCGAUGCUAUGUAAAUGAAAACACAAUUUGCUAAACUUUGGCCACAAUAUCUGGACGUGUCUUCAUAUAAAUCAAUGCAUAGAUUUAUGUUUAUAUGAUUGUGGUUAUGGUUGUACUUUAUUAAUCCCUAAUCUCUGCCAUUACAUACAAUGAAACAAGAAAUGGUAAUAAGUAAAAACAGCAAUGUAAUACAAUACACUAUUAGACAUUGUCAAAAAAGAAAUAAAAAGUCCAUCCCAUGUGUUAGUGAAUUUUUUUUAUAUUUUAGGCAGGAGAUGAGUUUUCAAAUGUAGAUAUUUUCUGGGUUGGGACCCCCAGACCCCUGGAAAAAAAUAAUAAAAAUUUGUAUUUAAUAGUUGUGUUUGAAUCCUACUUCUAACACUGACUCUACCCUGCCAUGUAUGUUGAACUUCUUUCACACCGUACGUAGCCAACCGUGCUAAUCGGAGGUGCGGUAAACAACACUGACCACCACACCGCCAACACUCACGCUGACUUUGGCAGAUAUGAUUUUACGUUACGAUUGUGCUGGACAAAACUGCCGAGAGAUAUAUCAUCCAGCGUAUAAGAAUUCCUGUGGCGUCAAAGAAAAGUUAUUUAUCUCUGCUCAGAUGAGCAUCGAGGCAUUGCCGCCCAUCUCCCGUUGACAGCCCUGCAGAGCCAGCAGUGGAAAAUCCACAUUCCUAUGGCGGGUGGAAGUGAGGGGGGGAUUCUCUUACACAAGAGGACGACCACUGCCGAUGCCUCAAAGUGGUACUCGGAAUCAUCUAUUUCUACUGGGUGAAUCCGAUGAGCUAUAAAGCUAUUUUUCACAUGUCCAGGAGUUCACAUGUUCCGGAGGGAGGGCUGAUGAUGGGCUGCGUCAACCUCGCAAUCAGCAGUUGUUGAACUUGCAACCCUCCCGAUGCGUGAGCCGCCCUGAGUGAGUCCGGUGGACCGGCAGUGCCGGGUCGGUGGGUGGGUGAGUGAGUGAGUGGGUGAGUGAGUGGGUGAGUGGACAGGC